Molecule: messenger RNA, 8417 nt
Organism: Neoarius graeffei (lesser salmon catfish)
Lineage: Eukaryota; Metazoa; Chordata; Actinopteri; Siluriformes; Ariidae
Gene: chd4b
Product: chromodomain helicase DNA binding protein 4b
Exons: 40
Coding region: 311-6163 (1950 amino acids)
Biological process (GO): negative regulation of transcription by RNA polymerase II; chromatin remodeling
Cellular component (GO): NuRD complex; nucleus; chromatin
Molecular function (GO): ATP binding; ATP-dependent chromatin remodeler activity; histone binding
Source: RefSeq, a predicted model, not a curated record
AGGUUGCGAGGUGGCUGUGCUGAGUUGUGUGUGUGUGUUGAGGAUUAUUAUGGGAUGUCUCCCCCCCGUCUCUUUGUGUGUGUGUGAGGGAGCGGAGCGGAGAGGAAGCGCAGGGGCCGAGCGCCGAGUCCGAAUCCCAUUCCAGCACUUUAAAGCUCGCUCUUUGUUUUUAGUUUAGUUUAGUUUAUUCCCGGAAGUUCAUCAUUAGUUUCCUGAGGUGUGAACUGAGUGUUGAGCUGAAGUGAAGCCGUGAGAAGCGCGUUCUGCUCCUCCGCCUGACCUCAGAUGCGCGAGCGUUUGAGCUGCCAGGAUGUCCGGAAGUGAAGAGGAGAGCGCAGAGCAUUUCGGGUCCAGGAGCCUGUUACACGGAGAUGAUGGAGCAGAAGAACACACGCCUGAGAUGGAAACUCCAAAAGCCAAGAAGAAGAAAAAAGCAAAGAAGAGUAAAGAAAAUCGGAGCAGUAAACGGCAGAAAGCCCUCAGAGAGGAGGUGAUGGUGAGCUCUCCUGAAGCUCUGGAGGCUCUGAGGCUGGUGGAGGAGGAGGAUGAGGAUGAGGAGGAAGAGCAGCCCGUGCAGUCGGACAGUGAGGGGAGUGAUUACGCCCCCAGCAAGAAGAAGAAGAAGAAAUCCAGCUCCUCCUCCAAAGACAGGAAGAAAGCAGAGAAGGGCAGCGGAGGGAAAAACAAACGGAAGGUUCCAGAGCCGGAGGAAGAAGACGAGGAAGAUGACGAUGAUGAAGAUCUUGGGCAGGGCCCAAAGUCUUCGUCCCAGCUCCUGGCGGAGUGGGGGAUGAAGGACAUAGACUACACCUUCACACAGGAAGACUAUCACACACUGACCAACUACAAAGCCUUCAGUCAGAUGAUCAGGCCUCUGAUUGCAGCACGGAACCCAAAAAUCGCCGUGUCAAAGAUGAUGAUGGUGCUGGGAGCCAAGUGGCGUGAGUUCAGCACCAAUAACCCAAUCAAGGGAUCUGCGAACGCUGGCCCCACCCCUCUGGCUGUCGACGCUGUGACAACACCUAGAGGGGUGGAGCUAACUGGGCCUGGGGCCACUUCCAUAGCAAUGACAACAUCCUCAGGAACGGCACCAACAACAACACAACCAGCACCUGCUGCACCACCACUCCGCAAAGCCAAGACCAAAGAGGGCAAAGGACCGAAUGCUCGCAGAAAGACGAAGCCCAAAUCACAGGAUAAGAAAUCGAAAGCAAAGAAAGUGGCACCGCUCAAAAUCAAACUGGCCGCAUUUAAAAGGAAAAGAUCUUCAAGUGGUGAGGAUGAUGAUGGUGAGAGUGAUUUUGACGGCUUUUCGGUGAGUGAUGGUUCGAGCCGCAGCAGCCGCACAAAGAGCAAAAAGUUGAAGAACUCCAAGAAGAAGAAGAAAGUGAGCGAUGAAGGAGACGGCUACGAGACAGAUCAUCAGGAUUACUGUGAGGUGUGUCAGCAGGGCGGGGAGAUCAUCCUGUGUGACACGUGUCCCAGAGCCUAUCACAUGGUGUGUCUCGACCCUGACAUGGAAAAAGCACCUGAGGGCACAUGGAGCUGCCCACACUGUGAGAAAGAGGGCAUCCAAUGGGAGGCGCGAGACGAGAGCUCAGAGGGUGAGGAGGAGAAUGAUAGAGGGAUGAGGGAUGAUGGAGGGAUGGAGGAGGAGGAGGAAGAGGAGGAUGAUCACCACAUGGAGUACUGUCGGGUGUGUAAGGAUGGAGGAGAGCUGCUGUGCUGUGACACCUGUCCAUCAUCCUAUCACCUGCACUGUCUCAACCCUCCCCUACCGGACAUCCCCAACGGAGAGUGGAUCUGUCCCCGCUGCAGGUGUCCUCCUCUGAAGGGAAAGGUCCAGAAAGUUCUGGCAUGGCGCUGGGGUGAAGCGCCACCUCCCAUUCCAGUGCCCCGCCCACCUGAUCUCCCAGCCAACGCCCCAGAUCCACCUCCUCUUAUUGGCCGAAAGGAGAGGGAGUUUUUUGUCAAGUGGUGCAACAUGUCAUACUGGCACUGCUCAUGGGUUCAGGAACUACAGUUGGAGCUGAAUUGUCAGGUGAUGUUCCGGAACUUUCAGCGUAAGACGGAUAUGGAGGAGCCCCCGAGUGUGGAGCAGACUGAGUGUGAUGAUAAUAAGAGCAUGAGGAGGAAGAGUAAAGACCCGCUGUACGCUCGCAUGGAUGACCAGUUUGGACGCUACGGAGUGAAAAUGGAGUGGCUGCUCAUCCACCGCAUCCUCAACCACAGUGUGGAUAAGAAGAGUAAUGUUCAUUAUCUGAUUAAAUGGAGAGAUCUGCCGUAUGAUCAGUCAUCGUGGGAGAGUGAGGAUAUGGACAUCCCUGAUUACGACACGUAUAAACAGCACUACUGGAACCAUAGAGAGAUGAUGAUUGGUGAUGAAGGUCGACCAGGAAAGAAGCUGAAGAAGGUGAAAGUGCGAAAGAUAGAAAAGCCUCCUGUAAACCCUGUGGUGGAUCCAACAGUGAAGUUUGACAGACAGCCGGAGUACCUGGAUGUGACGGGGGGGACGUUACACCCCUACCAGCUGGAGGGACUGAACUGGCUGCGGUUCUCCUGGUCUCAGGGCACAGACACCAUCCUCGCUGAUGAAAUGGGCCUCGGCAAAACCGUACAGACCGCCGUCUUCCUCUACUCGCUCUUCAAAGAGGGUCACUCUAAAGGUCCCUUCCUGGUGAGCGCUCCUCUCUCCACCAUCAUUAACUGGGAGCGGGAGUUUGAGAUGUGGGCUCCAGACAUGUACGUCGUCACGUAUGUGGGUGAUAAAGACAGCCGAGCCGUGAUCCGUGAGAACGAGUUCAGCUUCGAGAAUCACGCUAUCCGUGGAGGAAAGAAAGCCUCCAGGAUGAAGAAGGAGGCGGCGGUAAAAUUCCACGUGUUGUUGACGUCAUACGAGUUGAUCACGAUCGAUCAGGCCGUGUUGGGUUCUAUAGACUGGGCGUGUCUUGUCGUGGAUGAAGCUCACCGCCUGAAAAACAACCAGUCCAAGUUUUUCAGGGUGUUGAAUAAUUAUCCUCUGCAGCAUAAACUGUUGUUAACGGGAACGCCACUACAGAACAACCUGGAGGAACUCUUUCACCUCCUCAACUUCCUCACUCCUGAGAGGUUCAACAAUCUGGAAGGAUUUCUGGAGGAGUUUGCAGACAUAGCAAAGGAGGAUCAGAUCAAGAAGCUGCACGACAUGUUGGGACCUCACAUGCUGCGGCGUCUCAAAGCCGACGUCUUUAAACACAUGCCGUCGAAAACCGAACUCAUUGUUCGAGUUGAGCUGAGCACCAUGCAGAAGAAGUACUAUAAGUACAUUCUCACACGUAACUUUGAGGCUCUGAACACGCGUGGUGGCGGGAAUCAGGUGUCUCUCCUGAACGUGGUGAUGGAUCUGAAGAAGUGCUGUAAUCACCCCUACCUGUUCCCCACCGCCGCGAUUGAAGCCCCUAAAAUGCCCAAUGGGAUGUAUGAAGGCGGGGCUCUCACAAAGGCUUCUGGGAAAUUGAUGCUGCUGUAUAAGAUGCUGAGGAAGCUAAAGGAGGGGGGACACAGGGUGCUCAUCUUCUCACAGAUGACGAAGAUGUUGGACCUGCUUGAGGAUUUCCUGGAGAAUGAGGGAUAUAAAUAUGAACGGAUUGAUGGAGGAGUGACGGGGGUGAUGAGACAGGAGGCCAUCGACAGGUUCAAUGCUCCUGGAGCUCCUCAGUUUGUGUUUCUUCUCUCUACACGAGCGGGGGGUUUAGGAAUCAACCUGGCAACCGCAGACACCGUCAUCAUCUACGAUUCAGACUGGAACCCACACAAUGACAUUCAGGCGUUCAGCAGAGCUCACCGGAUUGGUCAGAACAGGAAGGUGAUGAUCUAUCGGUUUGUCACGAAGGCAUCUGUGGAGGAGAGGAUCACUCAGGUGGCGAAGAAGAAGAUGAUGUUGACUCACUUAGUGGUUCGACCCGGUUUGGGCUCAAAGGCGGGCUCCAUGUCCAAACAGGAACUGGACGACAUUUUAAAAUUUGGCACUGAGGAGCUGUUUAAAGACGACGCUGGAGAAGGUGAUAAUAAGGAGGAGGACAGCAGCGUGAUUCACUAUGAUGAUAAAGCCAUUGAUAAACUGCUGGACCGGAACCAGGACGCCACUGAUGACACAGAGCUGCAGAGCAUGAACGAGUACCUGAGCUCUUUUAAAGUGGCCCAGUAUGUGGUUAAAGACGAGGACGAGGAGGAGGUGGACAGGGAGAUUAUAAAGCAGGAGGAGAGUGUGGAUCCAGAUUACUGGGAGAAGUUACUGCGCCAUCAUUAUGAACAGCAGCAGGAGGUGUUGGCCAGUCACCUGGGGAAAGGCAAGAGACCUCGCAAACCUGUCAACUACAACGACUGUUCACAGGAGGAACGAGCAGAUUGGCAUGAUGACCAGUCUGACAACCAAUCAGAUUACUCCGUGGCUUCAGAGGAAGGAGAUGAGGACUUUGAUGAGCGCUCUGAAGUGAAUAACCGCAGGCCGAGUCGUAAAGGUCUGAGGAAUGAUAAAGAGAAGCCACUGCCCCCCCUGCUGGCCAGAGUGGGCGGGAACAUUGAGGUGUUGGGUUUUAACUCCCGUCAGAGGAAGGCCUUCCUGAAUGCAGUGAUGCGUUAUGGGAUGCCGCCACAGGACGCUUUCACCACUCAGUGGCUGGUCCGAGACCUGAGGGGCAAAUCUGAGAAAGAGUUCAAGGCAUACGUGUCUCUGUUCAUGCGUCACCUGUGUGAACCGGGUGCUGAUGGCGCUGAGACCUUCGCUGAUGGAGUACCUCGAGAAGGAUUGUCACGGCAACAUGUCCUUACACGCAUUGGUGUGAUGUCACUAAUCCGGAAGAAGGUUCAGGAGUUUGAGCAUGUGAAUGGUCAGUGGUCGAUGCCAUGGAUGAAGGAGCUCGAGGAGAAUAAAAGAGCUGCUGCUGCUGCCAUGGGCGACGACCCCAAAACGCCCUCUACUGGAACACCUGGAGACACGCAACCCAACACACCUGCCCCAGCAGAGGAGCUGUCCAGAGGGGAGGAGUCAGAAAGAGAGAUGGAGGACAGGAUGGAGGGAGAGGGAGAGAAAGACAGAAGGAGCACCCGCGUGCAGGACGACGAGGUGAUUGAGAUUCCUGAUGAUGGAGACACCCCCCCAAGUCUGGAGAAGACAGGAGCAGGACAGGAGAUGGAGGGAGACAGUGCAUCAUCCUCACUGGAGAAGGAUGAAGGGAUGAAAGACGCAGAGGGAGAGAAAGAGAAAGAAGGAGAAAAAGAGGAGAGCUCGACAUGUUCUCCAAAAAAUGAAGAGGUCAAAGGGGAGAGGUCAGAGGUCACCAGCACCUUGGAGUCUUCUCAGCCCAAAGAAGAGUGUCCUGAGGAGAAGAGUGAGAAAACAGACAGCAAUCUAACAGGAGAGGAGAAGAGAGAUGUGAAAGAGGAGAAGGAUGGUGUGAGAACAGAGGAGUCUCGGAUGAACGGAGAGGAUGGAGGAGUGGACAAUGAGGAGAAGAAAAAACAUGUGAAACAGAGAUUCAUGUUUAACAUCGCUGAUGGAGGAUUCACAGAGCUCCACUCUCUGUGGCAGAAUGAGGAGAGAGCUGCCACUGUCACGAAAAAGACGUAUGAUAUUUGGCACCGUCGCCACGACUACUGGCUCCUGGCUGGAAUCAUACAACAUGGCUACGCUCGCUGGCAGGACGUCCAGAACGACCCGCGCUUCUCCAUCCUCAAUCAGCCCUUUAAAGGGGAGAUGAGCCGAGGGAACUUCCUGGAGAUCAAGAACAAAUUCCUCGCUCGCAGGUUCAAGUUGUUGGAGCAGGCGUUGGUGAUUGAGGAACAGUUGCGCAGAGCUGCGUAUCUGAACAUGAGCGAGGACCCGUCUCACCCCUCCAUGGCCCUGAACACACGCUUCAGUGAGGUGGAGUGUUUAGCGGAGUCUCACCAACACCUGAGCAAAGAGAGCAUGAUGGGAAAUAAACCUGCUAACGCUGUACUGCACAAAGUACUGAAACAGUUGGAGGAGUUGCUUAGCGACAUGAAGGCUGAUGUCACUCGUCUCCCAGCAACCAUCGCGCGGAUACCGCCGGUUGCCGUGCGACUGCAGAUGUCAGAGCGCAGCAUCCUGAGCCGCCUGGCCAGUCGGGGGUCAGAGGUCACCCAGACUCAGGCACCCCGCUGACCCCUGAGUGACCUUCCCUGCUUUUGGCUGUGUCCUAAUCCAGAUUAGCUCACACUGUUUGUGCUGGAGCAGGUGACACAGAUACAAUGCUACAUUCACAUUAGCAAGUGAUAAUGUGACCUUUGACCCCUUUAGAUUAGGCUGUGUCCCAAUCCGAAUAAGAUGAAAGGAGACAGAAAGAGGGAAAGACCUUUUGACCCCUGUUACGCUAUAUAUCCGGCUGUGUUCCAAUCCGAAUUAGCCUCACUUAGUGUUGGACCGGUAAUGCAGAGUGUGUUCACAUCAGCAAGCGACAGAAUGAUGGAGAGCCCUGUUUCCGGCUGUGUCCCAAUCCGAAUUAGAAAGGGGAUGAGAGGGAGACCAAGGUUACAUGCAGAUCCUGCACUGAUCCCUCACUUCCUAAAGAAGACUCGGAGCUUACGAGGUCAUCGACAGCAGACUAAUCGAAUUGAGGCUUUCAUUUUUUCUAUGCAAAUGAGUGGAGGCGUGGCUAAAAAGCAGCUUUUGUAGUCUAGUCUGAGUGUAAAGUGUCUCCGUUUCGGGUAAAGAAUGGCUAAAAAGGUAACAGUCGUGAUGUUUCACCAUCACUGUAAACUUCGCCUGUAAACUCACGCCUAUUUGGGUGUCGUCCCGCAGAACAAAGUGCAUGUUUAUCAUCCAAAGCUUUUGUUUCCUUUUUCUUUUAUUUUUCACAAAAACAAGAGAGUGAUUUCUUCUUUUUUCCUCGAGUCUUUGGUUUCCGGUGACGUUCGGUGCUCCGUUAAUGAGGGCCCCGGUGUGGAAGGCUGGAGUGUGGAGACGGCGGCGCGAACACCGGACUCGGAGUCCCAGAAGGCAGUGCUCACGGGCGAGGUGACGAGCGGGAGGGCGUGGGCGUUGACGGCGGUGUGGGUGUGAAGGCUGUAGCUUUAGAAUCCCUCUCAGCAGGUACACAGAGGCAUUGUGGGUAAAGCAGGAAACUGUUAACGAAAGUGAAAACACACCAACGUGUCCCGAAUUUCAUUCUAAAAUAAAUCUUGGCUUUCCUCUCUAAAGGUCAUGUGUUUAUGAGAGAGAUUCCUUUCUGUGGCUGCAGGAAAACCCACCGUGCUCAUGAAUAUUCAUCUUUAUGUAAAUGAGCUCCAGGUGAUUGGUGUAUCGUCUCCUGCGUCUCUGGGCUUCUGACCUCCGACUGAAACUCGCUCUCCGCACAUCUCCGAGCAGACACUUACUCAGUCAUAUAAAACAGACGCUGACAUGGAGUUCAACAGGAAACGAUUUUCUCGGAAUCUGAUCUUCAUUAGGAAGUCCUGGUUAAAGGUCUGUGCGAGUGACCGGAAGGUUAUGAGUUCAAAUCCCAGCAUGCACCUCCACCCGAACAGGAAGUGUCCCAAAUCACACUGCACCCACACCGAAUUAUGACUCGAAAUAACAAUUUUGACGAACCGGCUUUCACCAUCAUUCACCGCUUUGUAGUGGCUUCUGGCUGUGUCCCAAAUCACCAGACGACACACACCCUGCAGUUCUGAUCGUUCGUGCACCGGGACGGUGGUUUGGGAUGCAGCCCAUGGACUGGAACACGCACGCACUCACUCCGUCACUGUUUCUUCCACACGGCACGUGCACCAUUACAGUCACGGGCUGCGUCCCAAAUCUCAUACUCCUAUACUAACUAGAAGAACCCCAGAGUGUUCACUGGACAGUAUGUAGGGUUCGGUUCCGCAUCCACAGCGAACAGCUGCGUCCCAAAUCAAAUGCCCGUUCACUAACUGUUCAUCACUCGCAGCAAAGUGCGUCUGCGUCACAAAUCCCACGGGAGCGCAGUGCUGUCUGGGGUGCAGCCCUGAGAGAGGGCCAGCCGCCAGCCGAGUAUUUAGUGUACGACUUAUGCGGUUUGGGGUGCAGCCGUGCUCAGUCGUCAUGGUAACAGGCAAAGCUUUGUUGUAACUGCUACAUUUUUAGCUAGCUGCUCAGGUAGUGUACUACACGUUGUGUCCUAUUUUUCCACACUAGUUAGUGCACUGGGAAUCAGAACGUAAAGACUGGAACACACUCACUGAUGAUGUUGAUGAUGAUGUUGUUAUUAUUGUUGUUGUUGUUGUUUAUUCCUCACACUUUUUUUUUUCCCCAAGCUCACUGAUUGAUGUCACUCAGAAAGCUCCGCCCCUUUUGAUGAGCUCACUUUGUAAUUACUGUUGUUACCCCGUUAUUGUUUCUACACAUUAAUAUUGUUUUUUUUUUUGAGAUCUGCAAUAAAAAUCAUUAACAAGAACAA